AUGCCCUCAUACAACGAGUACCUCCAUGAGUCCCUGAGACUCCUAUACGAGUACCUGCUGAACUUCAAAAUAUCAAUUGACCUAAUCCAGAAGCUUGCACAACAUCUCAGACUCGAUACUUUCGUUGAUUCUGAGGUCACUGACCCAGAAACAAACCAGCUGGUGAAGAGACUCUCCAUAGCAGGAUCCUUGUUAUUGGUCGAUAUCGACUUUAAGGAUCAAAAUACGGUAACUAAGGUCUCGCUAGCUUCGGGAAACCAUCUGACCAGUGCCGUCAAUACAGCUCUGUCCCACCUGGAGGAGAAGUCUGUGAUUUCCACAACCAAGAUCGACAACACCACUGUCGUGAGGGUGAACUUCUUGGACGAAAACGUAUUGUCAUUUCUCAAUGUCAGAGGCGAUGACGACAGGUCAGUCGCUGAAAAGAUCCUCAAAGAGAACCUCAAUGGACCGAGACUUGGGAACUUUCCACUCAAUCUCAAAUACUUGGCUAAUCUCGACCGUUUGUCUCCCCCGGAGGGCGACUUGGUCUUGUAUUUGGACAACAUAGCCAAGUACUUGGAGGUGAUACACAUGCAAGAGUGCAAGUUGAAUCCUGACGAUGAUGGUGUCAAGUCUGGUCAAACCAGUUUACUAGGCAGAUUGUUGUAUAACGACGCGGACUCCCAUGAACUCGGUGUGUUUCUCCAAUUUUGGAAAACCCAUAACAAAUUCCCUGAGAACGAAAGGAGUUACUUCAAGCCCAAGACAUAUGUGGGUCGCCUCAGCGUAAUUGAAUCGGAGAACCCAGCCAGAGACUACCUAAAGGAAGCCACCAAGGCUCUUUGGGAGCCAAAGGAUAAAGACGGCAACUUCCUCGAAUAUAAGAUCACCUUCGACGAUGACAAGCACUUGCCGAAAGGUGUUCCCGUGAGUGGACCUAAUACUCGCAAUUGGCUGCUCCAAUUUGGCCUCAACGAGGCGGUAUACCUACCGAGAGAAAUCGUGGAUUACUUGGAUUUCGAUGCUGUUGAAGAGGCAGAGGAACCCGCUUUGAAAGAGGUCUUCAGCAAAAUCGAAAAAUUCGGAUCGGUGGACUUUGCUCUUGAAUCUGGUCCAACUAUUCUGCUUGAUCUCAGCUCAUACUCGAGCUUCGUGCCUGUUUCUGCUUUCACUCUUUCAAGCUUGAAUAGCAUCUCCAAAUUGUUGCCAUCGCUUAGAAACUUCAUCUUGCUUACUUCCUGGGUUGAGAGUGUGGUGAAGCAGCCAGAAUGUCAAGUUGUGGGUUCGACUGAGACUGACAACAAGAAACAGAGAGAUCACCCAGCGCUCACAGAAGAAGAGCUUCUUGGCCUCAAUACAAUGUCAGAGAGCAAUAACUAUGUCGGUGUGCAAGUUCUAGAUUCCAACACGAACACAGAUUUAGAGGACUUUGUGAAGCAAGAGGAUGAAGACGAGAACAUGGACAAGGAUAAUGUUGAAAGUACUGCUGUGACCCCUGUUCCUCAAGAGCCAUAUCUCAGAAUUUACCUUGACGUCUCUUUCUCAAGUAAGGACAUCGACUUGCAGUUUGCAGUUUCUGCAAGGACAUCUUCUGGAAGCGCAUUUGAGGCGGGAUUCAAGCUCCAAAACGGUGCAUUUGUCAAGGAAGACUAUUCCGAAAAACCACAGGCCAAACGAUUAAUCAACGCCCUUGAGCUCAGCGAAGAUCUCCUGCUUGCCCUGAAGAUUGUGAACUAA
Candidozyma pseudohaemuli is the source of this 1719-nucleotide messenger RNA. RefSeq names its product Med1p (gene MED1). Bases 1 to 1719 code for a protein of 572 amino acids. Gene Ontology annotation, cellular component: mediator complex. Gene Ontology annotation, molecular function: transcription coregulator activity. NCBI's taxonomy places the organism in Eukaryota, Fungi, Ascomycota, Pichiomycetes, Serinales, Metschnikowiaceae. Gene Ontology annotation, biological process: regulation of transcription by RNA polymerase II. The transcript has a single exon. The record is from RefSeq and is a predicted model, not a curated record.